GAGAGACGGUCCUGGUGUGGGAGGGCCCCGAGGAAGAAGUGGUUUUGGGGGGGAGCUCCAAGAGAGAGGAAGGGUCGUGGAGUGGGAAGGCUUGGCACAGAAGAGGGUUGCCAUGGGAGAAGGCCCAUGGGGAGAGGAUUUUCGUGUGGCCGAUACUCUGGAGGGGAGAACUCUGUGAUAUUUUGGGAAUUUGGCUAGGGACGCCUUCUAGGAAUGGGCACAGUUGUGGAUUGACCCUGGUGUAGAGAGAAGUGACUGGAGAAAGGGCUCCGGUCUCAGCGGCGGUGGCAGCCGAGGUGCAGGAUGCGAGAAGGCGCCCCCCGGCCGGGCUCCCGCUCCAGGCCUCGCUCCCUUGCGGCCCUCUGAGCCCACCAUGGCCGUCCCACCAGGCCAUGGUCCCUUCUCUGGCUUCCCGGGGCCCCAGGAGCACACGCAGGUAUUGCCUGAUGUGCGGCUGCUGCCGCGGAGGCUGCCCCUGGCCUUCCGGGACGCGACCUCGGCCCCGCUGCGCAAGCUCUCCGUGGACCUCAUCAAGACCUACAAGCACAUCAAUGAGGUAUACUACGCAAAGAAGAAGCGGCGGGCCCAGCAGGCACCGCCUCAGGACUCGAGCACCAAGAAGGAGAAGAAGGUCCUGAACCACGGCUAUGACGACGACAACCACGACUACAUCGUGCGCAGUGGCGAGCGCUGGCUGGAGCGCUACGAGAUUGACUCACUCAUUGGCAAAGGCUCCUUCGGCCAGGUGGUGAAAGCCUAUGAUCACCAGACCCAGGAGCUGGUGGCCAUCAAGAUCAUCAAGAACAAAAAGGCCUUCCUGAACCAGGCCCAGAUCGAGCUGCGGCUGCUGGAGCUGAUGAACCGGCACGACACGGAGAUGAAGUACUACAUAGUGCACCUGAAGCGGCACUUCAUGUUCCGGAACCACCUGUGCCUGGUGUUCGAGCUGCUCUCCUACAACCUGUACGACCUCCUACGCAACACGCACUUCCGCGGCGUGUCGCUGAACCUGACGCGGAAGCUGGCGCAGCAGCUCUGCACGGCGCUGCUCUUCCUGGCCACGCCCGAGCUCAGCAUCAUCCACUGCGACCUCAAGCCCGAGAACAUCCUGCUCUGCAACCCCAAGCGGAGCGCCAUCAAGAUCGUGGACUUCGGCAGCUCCUGCCAGCUCGGCCAGCGGAUCUACCAGUACAUCCAGAGCCGCUUCUACCGGUCGCCUGAGGUGCUCCUGGGCACACCCUAUGACCUGGCCAUCGACAUGUGGUCCCUGGGCUGCAUCCUAGUGGAGAUGCACACCGGAGAGCCCCUCUUCAGUGGCUCCAAUGAGGUGGACCAGAUGAGCCGGAUUGUGGAGGUGCUGGGCAUCCCACCAGCCCCCAUGCUGGACCAGGCGCCCAAGGCUCGCAAGUACUUUGAACGGCUACCUGGGGGUGGCUGGACCCUACGAAGGACAAAGGAACUCAGGAAGGAUUACCAGGGCCCCGGGACACGGCGGCUGCAGGAGGUGCUGGGCGUGCAGACGGGCGGGCCCGGGGGCCGGCGGGCGGGGGAGCCGGGCCACAGCCCCGCCGACUACCUCCGCUUCCAGGACCUGGUGCUGCGCAUGCUGGAGUAUGAGCCCGCUGCCCGCAUCAGCCCGCUGGGGGCUCUGCAGCACGGCUUCUUCCGCCGCACGGCUGAUGAGGCCACCAACACGGGCCCGGCAGGCAGCAGUGCCUCCACCUCGCCCGCACCCCUCGACACCUGCCCCUCCUCCAGCACCGCCAGCUCCAUCUCCAGCUCUGGAGGCUCCAGUGGCUCCUCCAGUGACAACCGGACCUACCGCUACAGUAACCGAUACUGUGGGGGCCCUGGGCCCCCCAUCACUGACUGUGAGAUGAACAGCCCCCAGGUCCCAGCCUCCCAGCCGCUGCGCCCCUGGGCAGGAGGUGACGUGCCCCACAAGACGCAUCAGGCCCCUGCCUCCGCCUCCUCACUGCCCGGGGCCGGGGCCCAGUUACCCCCCCAACCCCGAUGCCUUGGCCGUCCCCCAUCACCAACCUCACCACCACCCCCAGAGCUGAUGGAUGUGAGCCUGGUGGGCGGCCCUCCGGACUGCUCCCCGCCUCACCCAGCGCCUGCCCCUCAGCACCCGGCUGCCUCAGCCCUCCGGACUCGGAUGACAGGAGGUCGUCCACCCCUCCCACCCCCUGAUGACCCUGCCACUCUGGGGCCUCGUUUGGGCCUCCGUGGUGUACCCCAGAGCACGGCAGCCAGCUCAUGACCCUGCCCCCUCCCUGGGGCCCCUCCUGAAGCCAUACCCCCCCAUCUGGGGGCCCUGGGCUCCCAUCCUCAUCUCUCCCCUUGACUGGAAUUGCUGCUACCCAGCUGGGGUGGGUGAGGCCUGCACUGAUUGGGGCCUGGGGCAGGGGGUCAAGGAGAGGGGUUUAGGCGCACCCUCCCCACUAAGGACUGGACCCUUAGCCCCCUUCCCCCCUUGUUUUCUAUUUAUUGUACCAAAGACAGUGGUGGUCCAGUGAGGGGAGACCCCCCUCACCCAAGGGCCCUAGGAGGGGGUGGGGGCAGGUAGGGGGAGAUGGCCUUGCUCCUCCUUGCUGUACCCCCCAGUAAAGAGCUUUCUCACAU
This is a messenger RNA of Equus caballus (horse), 2625 nucleotides long. RefSeq names its product dual specificity tyrosine phosphorylation regulated kinase 1B (gene DYRK1B). Gene Ontology annotation, cellular component: nucleus. Lineage: Eukaryota; Metazoa; Chordata; Mammalia; Perissodactyla; Equidae. The record is from RefSeq and is a predicted model, not a curated record. Gene Ontology annotation, molecular function: ATP binding; protein serine/threonine kinase activity; transcription coactivator activity. Gene Ontology annotation, biological process: peptidyl-serine phosphorylation; protein autophosphorylation; positive regulation of DNA-templated transcription.